AUCCACCUCCGCUCCGCAGCUAAAACAAAAUAGAAAACCCCAAUUCCCAUUUCUUGGAUUCAUCAAUUCAAUUCAAUCCAAUCCUCUUUUCAAGAAAUUCAGUCAGAUAAUGGCGGCCUUGGCACCGGGGAUUCUGUUGAAGCUCUUGGACGGCAUGGCGACCGGCCUGAAGGCGACGAGCGAGCACCGCAGCUCCCUCGUCCAGGUCACCGACAUCGUCCCCGCCGAUCUCGACGAGAAGAAUCUGCUCCCCAAGCACGGCUUCUACAUCAAGGUCUCCGACUCCUCGCACUCCAUCUACGUCAGCCUCCCCUUCGACCAAGGCGAUCUCGUCAUGAGCAACAAGAUGCAGCUGGGCCAGUUCAUCUACGUCGAUCGCCUCGACCCGGGCUCCCCGGUCCCCGUCGUCCGGGGCGCCAAGCCCCUCCCCGGCCGGCAUCCUCUCAUCGGCACGCCGGAGCCGCUCAUGGGGCUCAGCGCCAAGGGCCAGAGGAGCGCCGCCGCCGUCCCCAAAAGGGCUUCGUGGGAGACAGGGUCCAGCGGGAGCGACGAAUCGCCGCGCACUUUGAAGCCGGUGCCGCUUGAUUUUGAUCAGUGUACACCGCUCAAGGUCAGAGGGCGGGCGAUGAGGGAUGGGAGCGCCGUCAGAUCCUCGGCCGGCGGCGGGCUCCUUUCGAAGAUGAUGGAGUCGCCGAUGAUGCGGAAGAGCUGCGUCAUCACGCCCUCCAAGUUCUCUCGAAGCAAGAGUGUUUGCGACAGAGAGCAGCGGAUUUCCAAGACUCCCUUCACCAUAGCUGAGAAGAAGAGUUCCACUCCACCUCCAUCGUUGAGGAGUAAUGGGAUCCCCAUUGCACCUUCUCCCAAGAUGAUUGAAUCCUCGCACUCUCACAUUACUUCCAAUGAUGAUUCAAAUUCCAUCAACACAAGUAUUCACAUGAAUCUUCCUGGAAAGCUCAGCAUUCUUGGAAAGGAGGCCGUGCAGCAGCGAGAGACGGCGCAGAAGAUCGCACUUCAAGCGCUACGAGAUGCCUCAGCAACUGAGAAUCUCGUUCGCUCUCUCAAGAUAUUUUCAAACUUGACUAAAAAGGCAAAGGCAGAGUCCCCUGCAGCCUGUUUCGAUCAAUUCCUGGACUUCCACACCCAAAUUCAGCAAGUAGUGGCAGAGAUGACAUCCAUUCAAGCAGCAACGUCUUCUACCGAAUUAAGAGAAGAAGACACAGCAGUUUUGAAUGAGAUAGCACCCAACUCCAUGGAGCAUCAACCAAGCUCAGAGUCGGUCGCAUCCAAACGAAGGGCCGCGCUUCCCAAAUCCAUUGAACCAGCUUCUUCAAACAAGUCAGUAUUGGGGAAGCAUUUAAGGUCGAAAAAGGCAUCCGAAGCAGAGAACGACGAAAACAAGAAACCAGCGUCUUCUUGCAGCAUGUCCAGCUCCAUCAGACUUGGAAAGCAGAUCGAGAAUGAAGCGGGUAACUGGUUCAUGGAAUUCUUGGAGAAAGCAUUGGAGAAAGGCGGCCGAAAAGCCAAAGAAACAGAUGGUCAGAAAGUUCCUCAAUCUCUUAUAUUGAAAGUGAUAAACUGGGUGGAAGUGGAGCAGAGUGACCCAAACAAAAGGCCAGUGCACCCUAGAGCUUCAAUCAUAGCCAGAAAGCUCAGGAUUAGGAUGAAGAAUCCCUGAUUUUAGAUAAUAUCAGGCAUCAUUUGAUUGAUUUAUUAGUUGUGCAAAUACAGACAGUACGUUUGAUCAGAUUAUAAACUCCUCCAUAUGUUUACAUCUCUGUUUAAUCCCCCUAUAAAUAAUACUAGUACGUAAACAAAAAACUUGCACCAAAUCAGAACUCGGCAACAUCAGUUGAGCAAAAGGUGUGGACCGCUAGAGUACUAUGUUUCAGACUUGGGCUCCUUCAGCCCUUUUUAUUUUAUUUUAUUUGGGAUUUGUUUUCCAGCUCCUCAACGCAGGAGUAUGUUUCAUUAGAUUUCAUGGUAUUUAUUUAUGUUUCAUUA
Molecule: messenger RNA, 2001 nt
Organism: Salvia hispanica
Lineage: Eukaryota; Viridiplantae; Streptophyta; Magnoliopsida; Lamiales; Lamiaceae
Product: dicer-like protein (DUF936)
Source: RefSeq, a predicted model, not a curated record